Messenger RNA from Plasmodium coatneyi, 945 nucleotides. Its product is annotated as SICA antigen. The record is from RefSeq and is a predicted model, not a curated record. Lineage: Eukaryota; Apicomplexa; Aconoidasida; Haemosporida; Plasmodiidae. The transcript is spliced from 4 exons. The coding region runs from base 1 to 945 and encodes 314 amino acids.
AUGGCUCCACGAAAGAGUAAAUUACAACAAGACCAUACGAAAGUAGAGGAGGAAGUGGAACAUGAUGCUGGCAAGGUAAAAAUGGAGUACUUUUGGUAUUCAUUGGAACUGGGACUUCCACUUCCACCUAACAACCCACCUACCACCAUCACCACCAAUACCAUAAAGGGGGAUGUUACUUGUACAGACGGUAAGUUACAGGAAAGCUUAAAGGAUGUAAUAGAUAAGUGGCAUAAUGACAAGGGAAGGGCAGAAAAAGACUGGAAAAAAGUAUGGGAAGAAAUCGAGAAUAGGAUCAAUCCACUCUCUAAAGACAUAUCUACCUAUAAAUCAAAUAUGGGCACUUAUUGUAGUGCCCCUAAGGGAAAAGACAGCACAUGGACAGAAGCAGAUAGUAAUGCUUGUAUGAUUAUUACUGCAGGACUAAAGCAUAUCUACCAAAUUAAAGAGGAUGAAAAUCAUGAUAAGGGAGGUAAAGAUGGUAAGAAGAAUAAUAGAACAUUUAAACAGACUGCAGCCUGCCUCAUAUUAAAUGAACUCAUAAGGAAAAUGAAGGACAAGACUAAUUCUUGUACCCAGAAGAUAAGCAUACAGGCAGGCAUAAACCAUGCCUUCAGUAAAAGUGCAGAAAUUAAGAAAGAAACUCCGUGCAAUGGUGAUUCUGACUGUUUUGAGUGCACACAGCAGGAUUAUUCAUCCUGUAAAAUGGGCAAUGAACAAGUGAGGGAGAAGUUAAAGGAGAAAUUCGAUAAGGACAAACAAAUACAGAAAGCACUGGGAGAUAUAUACCCACCUUCCAUCCCCUCCAGCUCCAAAACAGGUAAUACAAAAACCAAAACAACAAAAAAAAAACAAAAAAAAAAAAAAAAAAAAAAGGACCCCGAAAGAGAAGGAGAAGGAAAAGUGAAGGAACAACCUUCCUUCCACCAACCGCCACCCAACUAA